Molecule: messenger RNA, 4188 nt
Organism: Peromyscus leucopus (white-footed mouse)
Lineage: Eukaryota; Metazoa; Chordata; Mammalia; Rodentia; Cricetidae
Gene: Rimkla
Product: ribosomal modification protein rimK like family member A
Exons: 5
Coding region: 106-1245 (379 amino acids)
Biological process (GO): protein modification process
Cellular component (GO): cytoplasm
Molecular function (GO): ATP binding; metal ion binding; ligase activity, forming carbon-nitrogen bonds
Source: RefSeq, a predicted model, not a curated record
GGGCUGCAGAGGCGCCUGGCGCACGGCGCGAGCGGAGCCGCGGUGCUCGCCCGGGACGCGCCAGGGGGUCGCGCGGGCGGGCGGGCUGCCGCCGCUUCGGUCGCCAUGUGCGCGCAGGUCUGGCUGCUGACCGACCGGCUCAUCCGCGAGGACUACCCGCAGGUGCAGAUCCUGCGCGCGCUCCGGCAGCGCUGCUCCGAGCAGGACGUGCGCUUCCGGGCUGUGUUCUUGGACCAGAUCGCCGUCACUGUAGUCGGCGGCCACUUAGGCCUGCAGCUGAGCCAGAAACCCCUGACCACCUUCCCCGAUGUGGUGGUUGUACGAGUGUCCACGCCCUCCGUCCAGUCGGAUAGCGAGAUCACCAUCCUGAGGCACCUGGAGAAGCUGGGCUGUCGCUUGGUCAAUCGUCCUCAGAGCAUCUUAAACUGCAUCAACAAGUUUUGGACAUUCCAAGAGCUGGCUGGACAUGGGGUCCCCAUGCCAGACACCUUCUCCUAUGGUGGCCAUGAAGACUUUUCUAAAAUGAUCGAUGAAGCAGAGCCCCUGGGCUACCCAGUGGUGGUGAAGAGCACUCGGGGACACCGGGGGAAAGCUGUUUUUCUGGCUAGAGACAAGCAUCACCUCUCUGACAUCUGCCAUCUGGUCCGCCAUGAUGUGCCCUACCUGUUCCAGAAGUAUGUGAAGGAGUCACAUGGGAAGGACAUCCGGGUGGUGGUGGUGGGCGGCCAGGUGAUUGGCUCCAUGCUACGCUGCUCCACGGACGGCCGCAUGCAGAGCAACUGCUUUCUAGGUGGUGUGGGUGUCAAGUGCCCACUGACAGAGCAAGGCAAGCAGCUGGCUAUCCAGGUAUCCAACAUCCUGGGCAUGGAUUUCUGCGGUAUUGACCUUCUCAUUAUGGAUGAUGGCUCCUUCACGGUGUGUGAGGCAAACGCCAAUGUCGGCUUCCUAGCCUUCGACCAGGCAUGCGACUUAGAUGUGGGGGCAAUCAUUGCAGACUAUGCCAUGUCCUUGCUGCCAAACAGGCAGACCGGGAAGAUGGCCGUCCUCCCGGGGCUGUCGAGUCCCAGGGAAAAGAGUGAGCCAAAUGGUUGUGCUCCAGCUCAGGGAGUUGAGAAUGUCUAUACCAUCAACAAUGGGUCUACCUCUAGUGAGAGUGAGCCUGAACUGGGAGAGGUCCGGGAUUCCUCAGCAAAAACAAUGGGGGUCCCACCCCCCCAUGUUGCCCGAACCUGGCUACAACAUUAACAGGAUUGCUUCAGAACUCCAGUGAAUUCCUGCUUCUUUGGCAGCAUUUAGACCAAAUCCUACUGCUUCCCUGAGUAGUGUCCAGUGAGUAAGAUCUGGACUAAUUUGAUUUCAUUUGCACAGAAACUAAAAAAUCCCAUCCAGGCACUCAGCAUUCUUUCUAACAGUGGUUUGAAUGAAUAGCCUAGCUUUGUGGUUUUUAUGAAGACUCAUAUAAAAAACACUCACCAAAAACAACAUCCCAAAUGAUCUGUUUGAGACCAACGUGUACUUCGAGCACUUGGAUGCAGUGGUAGGCUUUAAGGUCCCGACUCUAUGCUGCUGUCCCUGGCUGUUAGCAGCACCAAACAUGAGCUUGUCUCCUGGAAACACUGUUCUCACGUGUAGCCAGGAGAUGGAGGCACGUGCAGGCAGGUGGGAUGCUCAGAGAAUGCUAGAGGAUGUCUCCCCCUCCUCCACUCCCCCUCGGAUGUCUCCCCCUCCUCCACUCCCCCUCGGUCACCAUCUUACCACAGUCCUCCCACACUGGGGAGCUUCCUCUCUAGCCAUCUCGCUGAAGCGCUCUGUAGAAAGUGAGAUGGAACGUUCUUUGACCUCAUUGGUUGGCCUAUGUCCUGCUUUGUAACAGGGCAUUUCUACAGAUCGCUUUGUCACUCAGAAUCUAUACCCGUUUCACCUAACGCCAGCUCUAGCAGCUUCACGCACCUUUGCUGCCUUUGACCUCAACUGGAAAUGCAUCUGGAUGAGCUAUGUCCACACACUUUGUUUCUUGUGCACUAGAACCCAACACUAUGGAGUUUUCUUCUCAAUGAACUCGACUCCCUUGUCAUCUGGAAACCAGUGGGAUUUUACCACAGAAAGUUACUGGACAGUGACUGUUCCUUCCCCCUGCUUCUGGAUGUUCUACCCUACCCAGGCUCCAGGAACCUGCACUUACCCAUUUUUCCAAAUUGGGGAGACUCGGGCAUUUGUGGAGGGGUGAGCAGGGCUAUUGUAGACAUGAUACCAAGUGCUUUCCACUUUAGCUCUUCAAGCAGUAGAUGAGAUCUUUCCCUUGGGAGGGAUUGUAGAGAUGGAGUGUUGUGUUUCUGCUUACAGGAAGUCUAACUGAAAACAAGCAAUGGCCAAAUACAUCUGAACAAAUGCAUCCUGGAGUUACCUCAUUGCAGUUACCUGGGAGACCAUCCUCUUGGGCUAUUUUAUUGCAGGUGCCAAGAACAUUGAGGGUUCCUCUUUGGGGUUACCUCAGAAGCCAUCAAAGGAAAGAGGCCUCAUAACUCUAUCAAGAGGCCCUGUUUAGCUUCCUUUAUUCUCUUCCCACUCCUGCUACCUGCCAAGGCAGUGCCAAGCUCCACCACCCAUUGUAUUUGCCAGAUAAAAGACUCUCUGUCCACCACCCAUUGUAUUUGCCAGAUAAAAGACUCUCUGUCCACCACCCAUUGUAUUUGCCAGAUAAAAAACUCUUUGGCUAUUAAAAAAUUAUAGACCUAGCCAUAAGAACAAAGAUUUGCCCACUCUGAGGAAACAUGUAAGUUGACAAUUUCCAAAGAGGGUUCUAGAAAUGCGAGUUGGGUCUGCUACACCGAAAUAAGCAACACUUCCCUUAAGGUGUCUACUUUGAAGGCAGUACCGUCCAAGAGUAAGCGCAGGCACACAGUCCCUGUCUUUACUCCACCGGAAGAGUAGUGUGUAUAAAGUCAAAACUGUAACAUGUUUUCACAACACAUUUCAAUAGAAAUUGGCCUUUAAAAUAUUGUAGUGAAAACCAGAUUUCACCAACCACCAGUUGUACAACUGAAAAACGUUGGUGCCACGUCAUAGAGAGAUGUCACACCUGACAGCUGUAGUUUCUACGCGGUCUCACCCCCAGGGUACCUGCCACUGAACUGAAACCUGAGGAAUGUGUGUGUACAGCUAAGAAAGGACAACACGUCCCCUUGUAGACUGAGACCUGUGUCGUCUUACCACUCCGGGCGGCUUUAGAAGAAGGCUAAUUAGGUUCCGUUCCUGCUGGAAACGGUCAGGUGUGAGCGAGCCCACUGUUGGGCGCUCGGCAGCCACACUCACGAAUGUCCACUGUUGAGUGCAAGCCUCUUCCCGUUGAUCUGAGUCCACUGAGGCCCAGGCAGAGCGACUCAGAGUGUUCCCAGAUUCCUUUGCCAAAGGAGGCCCGUUUCCCAGCUGGCAGAGAUGUCUGUCAUUGGUGUUAUUGUCCCAAACUAACCCUGCCUAGAGGCAGAGGGAGCUGACUCUCAUUUGGAUCCUAGCCCUGCUCUGGGAUUUCCAUCCCACAGCUGGCCAUGGGCAAUUACUUGAGUCUCAGCUCCGUGGCCCAGCCGUACUUGCCACAGCUGCCUACACUUGCUGGAAAGAACCUGGGGAAGCAGAGCCAGAGUCUGGUCCAGGCUCUCCCAACACGGCUGGCCACCUGAGCUCUGCGUCUCCGUAUUUCCUCUCUGUAGACAGGGGAAACGGCCUAUUUUAUUUACCUCUUGGUGCACUCUGAGGUUGAAGUGAGUUCAUAAGCACAGCUAUGCAUUUGUGGGAGGUGGUGACAGACACCUCCUACGUGUAGUUUUAUGUUUCUCAUCACUCCUCUGAGAGAGUUAAAAAAAAGGAAGAGCCUAUGAAUUCUUGGCAUUAGCAAGCUCAACGGUAGUAGCGGCCCAGAAGGAAAGAAUGCAGCUUCCUAGAGGCCUGCCUUCUAGCCAGAGAUACUUCACAACCUGAAAUGAGUACCUUGGGGUAGCCAAAGAACCUUCCAGAUGUAUCCUGUAUAGCCUGAAACCCUUAAUUCAUGUACCAACACCAAGUCUUCCUCUGUAAUAUAGAUUCAGGGUGUGUAUGUAUGUGGUCUUCUCACUGUCUGGUAGCAACAUCUUGAAACUGGUCAAAACUUGAAUGUCACUCAGAGUAUACAUGAUUCUGCACUUGGGAAAAAUA